ACCUCCUCCACUUGGGCCACCCUGUUUGAGAGCUCACCUUAUUCCUCUGCCCUGCAGCUCUAGCUAGACAGAGAGCUCUCUCUUCCAAUUCUCCCUCCCUCCCGAUCCUCCCUCUUUACUAGAAAACCCAACCAUUAAUUAAUUGUAUUACAUAAAGGAGAUCAACGUCAAAAAAGUUAAAGAUGAGCAAUAUAAGCAUGGUGGAGGCAAAGCUGCCACCAGGAUUCCGAUUCCACCCGAAAGAUGAUGAGCUCGUCUGCGAUUAUCUGAUGGGGAAGGUGGUGGUUGCCGACCCCCAGGACUCUCCCCAGCUUAUGAUGAUAGAAGUCGACCUCAACAAGUGUGAGCCUUGGGACAUUCCUGAAAUUGCUUGCGUUGGAGGGAAAGAAUGGUACUUCUAUAGCCAGAGAGACAGGAAAUACGCAACCGGUCUCAGGACGAACAGGGCAACUGCAUCCGGAUACUGGAAAGCUACUGGCAAGGAUAGACCCAUCUAUCGAAAGGCGGCGCUUGUUGGGAUGAGAAAGACUUUGGUGUUCUACCAAGGACGAGCUCCCAAAGGACGAAAGACCGACUGGGUCAUGCAUGAAUUCCGGAUAGAAGGUCCCCUGGGUCCUCCCAAGAUAACAUCUCUCAAGGAAGACUGGGUUCUGUGUCGUGUCUCCUUUAAGAACAGGGAAGUCGCCUCGAAACCGAGCUACUUUGGACUAGACAGAGGCACUCCAUCUGAUCUCCCGCCAUUGAUGGACUCGGCCUACAUUUCAUUUGACUCGAUGAUGGCGACCCAGACCCAGCAACAACCAGCCGGCAACGACGUGACCAGUGAGUACGAUGAUGACGAGCAAGUGCCCUGCUUCUCCAGCAUAUUAUUCUCCCAGUUACCCCACCCGAUCAGCUUCCCGCAGCUCGAGUUCCUAAACGCAGUGCCUACCACCAAGAGCAGUAGUGGUACGACUGACGUUAAUUAUGUCUCAUCAGCACCUCUAGCAGCAGCCUCCUCUUUUAUUGGAUCAUCGAUAUCAUCAUCAUCAUCAUCGGCAAUGGCGGUGGAUCAUCAUCAGUUGGGCUUAGGUGGUUCCUGCAUUUUGGACAGUAGAAAUUAUUAUUACAACAGCAGCAGCAGCAGCAACAACAACAACAAUAGUUAUUCGUCAUCAUCGGACAAGAAGGUGCUGAAGGCUGUGCUGAACCAGCUGACAGAGAUGGAGGCUAAUAGCAUUAAUAAUAAUAAUGUGAGCUUAGGAGACGGAACCAGCUCUGCUGAGAGCUUCAUGUCUGAAGUGGGAAUGCCCGCUACAGCUGCCUGCUCUCAUCAUCAUGAUCUUGUGUGGGCCCAUUACUGAUCCAUCGAAUAAAUAAAUAAAUAAAUAUAUAUAUAUAGUAAUUUAUCUUCCCUUUCUUUCCUUAAUUAUUAAAUUUCCUUAAUAAAUUAAUUAAUCUUCUGAUC
This is a messenger RNA of Punica granatum (pomegranate), 1447 nucleotides long. The record is from RefSeq and is a predicted model, not a curated record. Lineage: Eukaryota; Viridiplantae; Streptophyta; Magnoliopsida; Myrtales; Lythraceae.